Messenger RNA from Adineta ricciae, 837 nucleotides. The record is from the annotation of a GenBank genome assembly. Lineage: Eukaryota; Metazoa; Rotifera; Eurotatoria; Adinetida; Adinetidae.
AUGUCGCGAAUAGUCAAUGAAUCGGCUAUUGCCAUUGAAGAUCUCGUAUGUCCCAUAACACUAGAAGUUUUUCGUGAUCCAGUCAUUGCACAGGAUGGUCAUGCUUACGAACGAGAAGCAAUCACGAAAUGGAUACUUGAACAUGGUACGAGUCCAUUAACUCGAGAACCAUUAGAGAUUGAUCUUUUGCAAGCGGAUGAACAUCUCCGACAGCUCUGUCAACAACGGCGAAAUUCCACAGUUUCUUAUAAUGCACGCAGUCGAACGAUCACUUUACCACCGAGCCACAAGGAACCGAAAGUUCAAAGUGAAAACUCGAAUAUAAUCAGAAAAAUUCGUUCAUCAAAAUACUUCUGUGGAAUUCUUCUUUUUAUAAUCUGUUUCUGUGUAAUCUGUGUUUUGGUAACGAUUGGGAUUGUGUUUGGUGUAAAAAAUGCUAGUAAAGGUUCUUCACCAAUGCAAAUCACAUCUCAAUUUUCCAGCUCAUUAAAACCAAAUGAUUCACAAUUUAGUCGACAUCUCGGUACGAAAAACAAAGCUUAUUAUUAUAAAGCGGUUUUACUAAAUGCAUCCUUUUCUGGUUCUUACCAAAUGAAAAGUAUUAGUAAAAUAGACCUCUAUGGAUAUUUAUACUCGGGAUAUUUUAUGUCUAAAAUGCCAGCGGUUAAUCUACUUAAAUAUGAUGAUGAUAGUGGUGGAAAUCAGCAAUUUCUUCUUGAUGCUUGGUUGACACCGAAUAAUUAUACACUAGUGGUCACAACAUAUGGCGGAAACGUCACGGGACCGUUUUCGAUUGCAAUCACUGGUCCAGGAACUGUUGUUUUCUCCAUAAGAUAG